UUCAUGACCAGAUCACCACAUUGCUAACCCAGUGCAAGUGUCUGAGGAACUUAUCAAGUGUAACGACAUCUGGAUCUGGGAUUCUGCUCUUGCGUCUGGCAAAAAAGUCCAGCUGGAAAUUUAUUUAAAAAUUUAAAAAUAAUAAUUUUUGAAUUAAUUUUGAAUUUGUAAUUAAUUACAAAUAUGGGAGAGCUGGAGUUACUUAAAAACACUAUUGGUUUAAGUGAACAAAAAGCUAAGGAGACUUUAAAAAAUGUCCAGGUUACUAAGAAUUUGAUGACUUGUAUUGCUGAGGCUGAGAAACAUGGAAAGAUUGAUAAAGACUCGGGAAUUUUGUUGUAUCACUUGGCCUCGAAGAUCAAGGCACAAAUAAUUGAUAAGUUGGCUUUUGUGUCUGAGUAUAUUGUCAAGAAAAAGUUGGACACUACUCAGCGAGUUGAUGCUGCACUGAGUUAUUUGAUGAGCAACAUCAGAGAUAAUGUUGAUGUUAAAGAGUUUGAAGAUGCUUGUGGAGUCGGAGUUGUUGUCACUCCGGAGCAGGUUGAGGCUGAGGUUGAGAAAUGCAUCAAGAAGCAUUUGGAGGAAAUUAAAGAGAAGAGGUAUCGAUUUAAUUCUGGUCCGCUGAUGCAAGAAGUGAGGACUGCAUUGAAGUGGGCGAGUGGCGAGUCUAUUAAAAAUGAAAUCGGGGUGCAAAUGAUUGAUAUUCUGGGUCCCAAAACCGCCGAAGACGAAGCGCCGGUUGGUAAAAAUCAAAAGCAAGCUAAAGUUAAAGUAGAUAAGGAAAAAUAUGUUAAAAAAGAUGACAAAAAUGAUAAGAAAGAAUCCAAAGCUGCUGAUGACAGUUCAAGUGACUCAGCGAAGACAAUAAGCGAGUUGAUGAAAACAAAAGUACACUUUCAUAAACCCGGUGAAAAUUACACGACAAAUGGUUACAUUGUGACACCAAACACUCACAGACUACUAGCCGAGCAUUUGAAAGUAACUGGCGGCAAAGUAAGAACGCGAUUUCCACCAGAGCCCAACGGAAUUCUCCAUAUUGGCCAUGCGAAAGCGAUAAAUAUUAAUUUUGGGUACGCAGCAGCCCACGAUGGCAUCUGUUAUCUACGUUACGAUGACACGAAUCCCGAGAAAGAGGAAGAGAAAUUUUUUACUGGGAUCCGUGACAUGGUCGGGUGGCUGGGCUAUGAACCCGCGAAGAUAACGCACUCGUCUGAUUACUUCCAGGAGUUGUAUGAACUAGCAGUGAAGCUGAUUGAGAAGGGACAUGCGUAUGUUUGUCACCAGAAGAGCGAGGAGAUGAAGGGGUUCAAUCCUCCGCCAAGCCCCUGGCGCGAACGUCCAGUUGCUGAAAGCCUCCAGCUGUUCGAGGACAUGAAGAACGGAAUGCUUGAGGAGGGAGAAGCCACUCUGAGGAUGAAAGUGACAUUGGAGGAGGGUAAGCAGGACCCAGUAGCAUAUCGGAUCAAAUAUACUCCACAUCACCGGACUGGUGAUAAGUGGUGCAUCUACCCGACUUAUGACUUCACUCAUUGUCUUUGCGACAGCAUUGAAAAUAUCACGCACUCACUCUGCACGAAAGAGUUCCAGUCCCGUAGAUCCUCGUACUACUGGCUGUGCAACGUCCUGGAUCUUUACUGCCCAGUCCAAUGGGAGUAUGGUAGAUUAAACAUCAGUUACACGGUCGUGUCUAAGAGGAAAAUCGCUAAAUUAAUUGACGAAGGGAUCGUCGCUGACUGGGACGACCCCAGGCUGUUCACUUUGACAGCUUUGAGAAGACGCGGAUUCCCAGCGGAAGCUAUCAACAACUUCUGUGCGCAAAUGGGAGUCACUGGAGCCCAAGCUGUCGUAGAUCCAGCGGUCCUCGAAGCUGCUGUUCGCGACGUUCUCAAUAACACGGCACCUAGACACAUGGUCGUAAUUGAUCCUAUCAAAGUCACGAUUGCAAACUUCAAAGACAACUCACCGACCAAAAUUGACGUUGCCGAUUUUCCUACUGAUCAGGCGAAAGGCCAGCAUUCAAUUGCCUUCGACGAAAUUGUAUACAUCGAAGCCUCGGACUUUAGAGAACUAGAGGAAAGAGGUUUCAGACGAUUGACUCCCAAGCAGCCGGUGGGUUUGAAGUAUGCAGGAGUAGUUUUAACUCUUCAGAGAAUUGAGAAAGAUGCCGCUGGAAAAAUUACCGGUCUGGUGGUGCGCCAAGAGCCGGUCAGCGACAAAAAUAAACCCAAGGCUUUUAUCCACUGGGUCGCCAAGCCUAAACUAGCUUCCGUGCGUCUCUACGAGCGAUUGUUCAAACACAAGAAUCCAGAGGAUACCAAUGAAGUUCCCAAUGGUUUCCUCAGUGACAUCAACUCGCCGAGUAAGAGAGAAGUCGUCGGCUACAUCGACACAAGUCUUGAAAGUAUUUCCAAACCAUUCACUCAGUUUCAAUUUGAACGAAUCGGUUUCUUCUCUAUCGAUCCCGAUACACGUCCAGGAAAGCUUGUCUUCAAUCGGACAGUGACACUUAAAGAAGACGCGGGAAAAGUAUAAAUUACAAAUUGAAUUUUUAAAAAAAUUAUCAAUCAAUAGCUUUUGUACCAAUUAAAUUAAUUAAUUAAAUUAUUGUUUUGUAUGACGUACAAUAAAUAAAAUAAUUAAUUCAUCAUA
Molecule: messenger RNA, 2649 nt
Organism: Microplitis demolitor
Lineage: Eukaryota; Metazoa; Arthropoda; Insecta; Hymenoptera; Braconidae
Gene: GlnRS
Product: probable glutamine--tRNA ligase
Exons: 6
Coding region: 184-2532 (782 amino acids)
Biological process (GO): glutaminyl-tRNA aminoacylation; translation
Cellular component (GO): cytosol; aminoacyl-tRNA synthetase multienzyme complex; cytoplasm
Molecular function (GO): ATP binding; glutamine-tRNA ligase activity
Source: RefSeq, a predicted model, not a curated record